UUGCAGGAAAAGGAUCCACCUGGAAUAGCUGUGUAGCCCGCUAUCCUGUCAUUUUGGGGGAUUUUAUGUGAAUAUUUGUUUUAUCAUUUUUGGUGGCAGACUCCUCUGUCCACCCAGCACUAUGGACUUUCCUGAUUUGAGGUUGGUCAGAAUGGAUAUGAAGAGGGGAACCCUUGCCAAAACACAUUCUGCAGCUCCUUUCUGGAACAGAUUACAAUUUUCCAACUAAAACUCUCCCCGGGAACAUUGUUGCCUAAGGUCAACUGAGGUCUUAACUGUUACUGAAGAAAUAACAUUGAAAAAACUAGUUUUUACUAUUUUGUAUAUAUUUUUUUUAUCCAAGUUUUGAUUUGGGAAUAAUAUACACUCUGAGGUAAGCAUGGUGUUGAUGAAGGUAAAGUUUGACUUGCCGAAGCGGGUGAAGCUUGCCCAGGGCCUGUGGCUCAUGUACUGGCUAGCAGUGAUGACCGGCAUUCUGGUCUUCAGUCUGGGGCUGUUCUUUAAGAUCGAGCUCCGGAAGAGGAGUGAGAUGAUGGACAACAACGAGAGCCAUUUUGUGCCCAACCUGUUGAUUCUAGUUGGCCUAGCUGCUUGCGGGGUAAACGUUUUUGGCGGCAAGGUGUGCCACGACUCUCUGGAUGCUUUGAAGUUCGCCAAGUGGAAGCCCAUGGUCAAGGGCUACCUGAUGGGCUGCUUCGGUUUCAACAUUCUCCUGUUCUUAACAGCUCUGCUGUGCUUCUGCAUGCAGUUCCAGUUGUACUUUUCCCUGGCUGAGGGUCUGAAGAAUGGGAUAAAAUACUACAAGGAUACGGACACACCUGGACGCUGCUUCAUGAAGAGGACGCUGGACAUGACCCAGAUUGAGUUCCGCUGCUGUGGCAACAACAACUAUAGGGAUUGGUUUGAGGUCCAGUGGAUCAGCAACCGCUAUCUGGACUUCAGCAACGAUGAAGUCAAAGACCGUGUCCUGAGCAACGUGGAGGGGAAGUUUCUGAUGGAGAGUGUACCGUUCAGCUGCUGCAACCCCGGCUCCCCCAGACCCUGCAUCCAGCACCAACUGACCAACAACUCAGCCCACUAUGACUACGACCACCACACCGAGGAGCUCAACAUCUGGACCCGGGGCUGCCGCGAGUCCCUGGUCGCCUACUACGGAGGCAUGAUGAACAGCAUCGGGGGCCUGAUGCUACUGUACAUCAUACUGGAGGCAGGAGUGAUGGUGGGCUUACAGUACCUGACCACUUCUCUGGAGACUAUGGCCGAUCCAGAGAACCCGGAGAGUGAGAGCGAGGGCUGGCUCCUGGAGAAGAGUGUGAAGGAGACGGUGGCAGACGUCAUAGCAAAGAUCAAGGGCCUGGUCGGUGCAGGGAACCAUGUGGGGGAGGUUGAGGAGGGGGUGGCCACUGUGAGUUGAAAGGGUCUCACCCAAAGGGACUAUCGACGGGAGCUCAAAGAGAAAUAGAAGGAGUGAGAGGAGAGACAUCUUCUCAGUGAAACAACAAACAUAUUCAAACAUACACACACAGGCAGAUCAAUGGACACAUGCACACACCCUAUGAAAAGUGAACAACUAAACCAACUCCUCACAUUAAGGGAGAACCAAACUCAAAAAUGUGAAUGUACAGAUGACGUCGGAAGUUUACAUACACCUUAGCCAAAUACUAGUAAUUUGGCUAAGGUGUACGUAA
Salvelinus sp. IW2-2015 is the source of this 1688-nucleotide messenger RNA. Its product is annotated as peripherin-2. Gene Ontology annotation, cellular component: plasma membrane. Lineage: Eukaryota; Metazoa; Chordata; Actinopteri; Salmoniformes; Salmonidae. Gene Ontology annotation, biological process: visual perception. The record is from RefSeq and is a predicted model, not a curated record.